GAGGCGCUGGGCGGCGCACGUGGGUGCUAGCGCGAAGGCUGGGCUCAUGGCGAGUUCCGCGGGACUGGCUCUGUGCGGGCAGGCGCUGGUGGUGCGGGGAGGCAGCCGGUUCCUGGCCACCACCACCGCGGGCAGUGAUGAUGACGACAGCCUCUUCACAUAUGAUUGCAGUGCUGCAGAAAAGAAGUCACAAGAAAAUAAAGGGGAGGACGGACAGCCCGUGGAGAAGGGGAGUGACACGAUCCUGGCGUCCACCUUCUCCAAGUCUGGCAGCUAUUUUGCUUUAACCGAUGACAGUAAGCGUCUGAUUCUUUUCCGUACAAAACCAUGGCAAUGUCUGAGUGUCAGGACCGUGGUGAGGAGGUGCACGGCCCUGACGUUCACGGCCUCUGAGGAGAAGGUUUUGGUGGCAGACAAGUCUGGGGACGUUUACUCCUUUUCAGUGCUGGAGCCCAACGAAUGCGGCAACCUUGAACUUGGGCACCUGUCGAUGCUGCUGGAUGUGGCCGUGAGUCCUGACGACCGCUACGUCCUCACCGCCGACCGGGACGAGAAGAUCCGGGUGAGCUGGGCCUUGGCCCCGCACAACAUCGAGUCCUUCUGCCUGGGGCACACUGAGUUCGUGAGCCGCAUCUUCGUGGUGCCCGACCACCCUGAGCUGCUUCUGUCCUCAUCCGGGGACUGUACCCUGAGGCUCUGGGAGUACAGACGUGGCCAAGAGCUGCACUGCUGUCACCUGAGCAGCCUGCAGGAGCCAGCGGGGCCCUGGAGCGACAAGAGGUUUGCCGCAUCCAGGAUCACUUACUGGAGCCGGGACAGCUGUGUGGCGCUGCUGUGUGAUUGUGUCCCUGUGGUCUACAUCUUCCAGCUGGAGGCCCCCAGGCGGCAGCUGGUUUACAAGCAGCAGCUGUCUUUCCAGCACAGAGUGUGGGACGUUGCUUUCGAGGAGAGCCGGGGGCUGUGGGUGCUGCAGGACUGCCGGGAAGCCCCCCUCGUGCUCUGCAGGCCUGUGGACGGCCAGUGGCAGCCUGUGCCUGAAGAUGCCACGGUGAGGACCGUCUGCACGCAGCUCCGCGGGCACUGGGCCAUGCUGGAAGGCUCUGCUGGCGUGGACGAGGGCUUUAGCAGUCUGUACAAGGCCACCUUUGACAACGUGACCACUUACCUGAAGAAGAAAGAGGAGAGGUUGCAACAGCAGCUUCGGAAGAAGCGGCAUAAGAACCCGCCCCCUGGGCCCAACGGGCAGACCAAGAAGCUCCCUUGGAGGAAAAAAGGGGCACAUCACCGCCCACUCCGCUUGGUGGCAGUGAGGUCCAUACAGCUCCCCAGACUCCUGGGCUGGCCCAGUAACUGAGGGUGUCCCGGGCUCUAGAACAUUCUGUCGCUGAGCAGAGGUGUCUUGAGCGUCCUCUGGUUGCAGGGAAGCCGCACGGGGGAGACGCUACAGGUGAGCAACUCGGUGCCUGGAAGCACUUCAUCUUCAUGGUGGGGGACGUGUGAGCCUGUUCCCUGGCACUGGUUGGUGUUUCUGCUCUUCCCAUAAUGCCACCCAUGCCGGGCACACUUCCUUCCAGGGGAGUCCAUACAAAUGGUGUCACACCAGCGUGAGGGGCAUUUGCAUUUUUCCCAUCAGCAGUCCUGGAGGGUGGAUUGCACUGUCCUCGGUGCCGCUUCCCACGCGGGCCCGUCAAUCUGAGCAGCAUGGAG
Messenger RNA from Eptesicus fuscus (big brown bat), 1707 nucleotides. RefSeq names its product WD repeat domain 4 (gene WDR4). The record is from RefSeq and is a predicted model, not a curated record. Gene Ontology annotation, cellular component: cytosol; tRNA methyltransferase complex; nucleus. Gene Ontology annotation, biological process: RNA (guanine-N7)-methylation. Gene Ontology annotation, molecular function: tRNA (guanine(46)-N7)-methyltransferase activity; protein binding. The transcript is spliced from 12 exons. NCBI's taxonomy places the organism in Eukaryota, Metazoa, Chordata, Mammalia, Chiroptera, Vespertilionidae. The coding region runs from base 47 to 1354 and encodes 435 amino acids.